Molecule: messenger RNA, 1820 nt
Organism: Sorghum bicolor (sorghum)
Lineage: Eukaryota; Viridiplantae; Streptophyta; Magnoliopsida; Poales; Poaceae
Product: polyadenylate-binding protein RBP47-like
Exons: 6
Coding region: 176-1492 (438 amino acids)
Cellular component (GO): cytosol
Molecular function (GO): mRNA binding
Source: RefSeq, a predicted model, not a curated record
CCCGCGAGCUGCUCCUGUCCUGCUCCGAUCCUCUUCUUCCCUCCACUCGCCUCCAAAUUUUCUCUCUCCCCUCCUCUUCUCUUCUCUUCUCACCACCACAGGUCCACAGCCACCUCUCUUUCUCUCUCUCCAUCCGGCGCCGCGCGGGUGUGCAGCAGUGCUAGAGUGACCGACCAUGCAGGCGGCGGCGGUGAAUGGCGCGGGCGACGUGCAGAAGCCCCACCACCACCACCAGCAGCAGCCGGUGGUGGUGGGGGCGCCGCCUCCGCCGGCGGCCGUGGUGCCGUCCCAUUGGGUUGCCAUGCCGUUCGCGCCGCCUCCCGGGGCCGCGGCCAUGGUGAUGCAGCCGCACCAGAUGGCGCCGGCGCCGCCCCACCAGUUCGCGGCGGCCCACUUCGUGCCGUUCCACGCCGUCGCGCCGCCGCCGCCGCGGGCGGCGCCCGUGCCAGCGGUCGCACUGGGCUCCCCCGCACCGCAUCAGGCCGGGCACGAGGAGAACAAGACCAUCUGGGUCGGCGACCUCCAUUACUGGAUGGACGAGAACUACCUCCACAGCUGCUUCGGCUACACCGGCGAGGUUGUGGCGAUUAAAGUCAUUCGCAAUAAGCAGACUGGACAGUCUGAAGGAUAUGGAUUUGUUGAGUUCUACAGUCAUGCUGCAGCUGAAAAAGUUCUUGAAGGGUUUUCUGGUCAUAUUAUGCCAAAUACCGACCAGCCUUUUAGGUUAAAUUGGGCAUCGUUUAGCAUGGGAGAUAGGCGCUCAGAUGUUGCUUCAGAUCAUUCCAUAUUUGUAGGCGAUCUUGCUUCUGAUGUCAAUGAUGCCACACUACUGGAGGCUUUCUCCAGCAGGUACUCCUCUGUCAAAGGUGCCAAAGUUGUCAUUGAUGCUAACACUGGUAGAUCGAAAGGUUAUGGCUUCGUGAGAUUUGGAGAUGACAGUGAGAAGACACAUGCCAUGACUGAGAUGAAUGGUGUGUAUUGCUCUUCUAGGCCCAUGAGAAUUGGCCCAGCAACUCCAAGAAAAUCAUCAGGUACUUCUGGAUCAAAUGGUUCAUCUGCUCGAUCAGACGGAGGAGAUUUGACAAACACAACAGUAUUUGUGGGUGGGCUCGACCCAAAUGUUAGUGAAGAGGACCUUAGGCAAACCUUCUCCCAGUAUGGAGAAAUUUCUUCGGUAAAGAUUCCAGUUGGGAAACAAUGUGGCUUCGUGCAGUUUGCUCAGAGAAAGAACGCGGAGGACGCAUUGCAAGGAUUAAAUGGCAGUACUAUUGGCAAACAGACCGUGCGUCUUUCAUGGGGUCGCAACCCAGCAAACAAGCAGUUUAGAGGCGACAACGGCAACCAGUGGAACAACGGGGGAAUGUACUACGCGGCGUCCCCGUUCUACAACGGCUACGGUUACCCUGCGGCGCCGUUCCCUGAUCCAGGCAUGUACGCUGCUCCAGCCUACGGUGCCUACCCGUUCUAUGGCAACCAGCAGCAAGUGAGCUGACCUGGACUACGACCGCGACGCCUCGCUCGAAGCUGGAGCCUGGAGGCAUUAGACGCUUAGGUGUAGUAGCUCUUGGUAGAAGAAGAUGAAGAAGGUAGACGACGACGGUUUCUUAGGUGAGCUAGAUACAGUGACUAGUUCUCGUAUAGUGCGUUUUGUUACACGUGCUAGGGUCUAGCGCCGCCGAGAGUCCGAGUGUCCGACACGCCUAUUGACUGGCCACGGUAUGUCGAAUUCAACGACAGAAAGAAUUUUUGAUGACCUGGAGCUGCAUAUGCUACCUUGAAGCAGAACAAUAAGCUAAUGGAAUCCUUUGCCUCUGCUAUUC